AUGGCUCUUCCUAGUGCUGCUGUCCCGAUUCUGGACGCUGCCAUCAUCCACGAGAAACCGACUCCGACCGCUGCAAAGGUCGUCCUGACCGCCGCGAACAAAGACGAAGUUCGCGUCGUCGCUCCCCACGAGUACAAACAGGCCGCUGCAUGUCUGGCUGAGGCGUUUCGACUCGACAACAUCGUCCGCUACGCCAUCGAUACCCCGGACCGCAUGCAUCUGUCCGAAGAGGAGCGCUUCGAAUUACACAAAGCCUCCAUGGAGUAUGUCACUUAUGCUCACUGCCUCCAGGGAUUGGUUUUGACGGUUGGCGAGAACUUCGAUUGCGUUGCUUUGUGGUUGCCACCAGGCAAGAAUAUUGAUGACUGGUUCACCAUCCUCCGCAGCGGCAUGUGGCGAUUGAGCUGGAAGCUGUCCAAGGAAGGAAAGGUGCGGUUCUUCGAUGAGUUCCUGCCCCUGUUGCACCAUACUAAGCAGGAAAUUUUGGGAGAGAGGGACAACAACUCCUGGUAUCUGAACUAUAUCGGUACCAAACCUGAGGCACGUGGCCGUGGUUAUGCCCGGAAGCUGAUUGAACAUGUUACGAAGAUGGCUGACGCUGAAGGGCUGCCCUGCUACCUGGAGAGCUCUCAUGAUAUCAAUAUCAUCAUCUAUGGCAAGUUGGGCUUUGAGCUUCGCAAGAACAUUUACUUGCAACGCGCUGCGGGCAAGGAGCUGAGAAUGGAUGUAAUGGUUAGAGAGCCAGUUGAUCCAGAAAAGAAGGAGGAGAAUGCAAACACAGGACCAGUGAAAUCAAAACAUGUCUGGUGGUUGAUACAAGCCAUCUCAUUGUUGGGAAUCACCCUUUACGCAUUGGCGAACUGGUCAUAUACGGUCGCCGCCUUUACGGAUCCCGGCUCGCCCUUGAAAUCUCCGGCGAAGUCCUCAGACAGGAGUCAGGGGAGAUACUCAAUACUUCCUACUCAUGAACCUCAUACCGACGUAAGCCAGAUCCAGGCCAUCACGGUUUCGUCGACGGGUGCGCCCAGAUUCUGCAAAAAGUGCCAUACUCCGAAGCCUGACCGGACGCAUCAUUGCUCUACUUGCAAAAGAUGUGUGUUGAAGAUGGACCAUCACUGCCCAUGGCUGUCCACCUGCCUGGGCCUGCGGAACUACAAAGCCUUUGUACUCUUCCUCAUCUAUACGUCUCUGUUCUGUUGGGUAUGUUUUAUCAACGCAGCAUGGUGGAUGUGGAAGGAAUUGUUCGAGCAAAGCGGCUACCUCGACGAAGUGGCACCUGUCAACAUUAUACUCCUUUCCGUCAUUGCCGGGAUCAUCGGUCUGGUACUGAGUGCGUUCACCGGUUGGCACAUCUAUCUCUGCGUGAAGGGCCAAACUACCAUUGAAAGGCUCGAGAAGACGAGAUAUCUGAGUGGUGUCAGAACUCUCGUGGAACGAAAUCGCCAGGAGCAGCGAUUGAACCAUAGGAGACGCAGCUCCGAAGGUGUUGCUGGAAGGUUGCAGCGAGCCGGGGAGCAGUUUCUUGAAUGGAACGCCAAUGCCGUCCCUGGGGCGUUACGGUACGAGGAAGGUGAAGAACAUACUUCGCCCGUCCCGAGUGUCUAUAACACAACACAUCAUGGAGCCCCAUAUUCUCAGGGUCAAGGUCUGUCCGCCGAUGAUCACCACCAUCACGCCAAUUCCAACGACACGCCCGCCAUUCGUGCAUUGCGAAGGACUUACUCCCAUAUGGAAGCCACUCGCGAGCGUGAAAGAUAUGCACAAUAUCUAGAAGACCAAGAGUCCGAGAAAAUGCCUAAUGCAUUCGAUCUUGGCUGGCGUCAGAAUCUUAGUCACUUGUUCGGACCUAAUCGGUUACUCUGGGCUUUGCCAAUAUGCAAUACAGUGGGUGAUGGAUGGCGGUGGGAAGUCAGCCCGAAAUGGAUCGCCGCCCAGGAGGAAGCGGCGAAGAGAAAAGAGCAAAGGCUGGCGGCGAUGAUGGAUCAUAAUCAUAAUGCAGGAGCUAUGGAUGGAAGCGGCGAUCAUGAGUAUGCGUAUCAACGGUAUGAGCGGGACCGAGACCGCGAUUAUGUCAAUAAUCAUAACGAAACCCACGAAACUACCGUGCCACGGGUUGGGAACGACGACAUGUAUUCCCGCAGCGACAUGUCCAUGAAGCAUCUACCUCCAAAUCAAAUCAACUUGUCCUCGACGACGGAUCAAAGCAAGAGAAGACAAAAGAGGGACUUUGACCAAAACGAACCUUUCGAAGUCAGUAGUGCUGAUGAAGCCAGCGACUCGGAUGUUGGAUAUGACAUUGGAGAGGACGAAGAUGACGCGGAGAGGGGUUGGAUCAGGAGGAACCGUGCAGGCAGAGUAAGAUGA
Molecule: messenger RNA, 2364 nt
Organism: Cladophialophora bantiana CBS 173.52
Lineage: Eukaryota; Fungi; Ascomycota; Eurotiomycetes; Chaetothyriales; Herpotrichiellaceae
Exons: 3
Coding region: 1-2364 (787 amino acids)
Biological process (GO): protein targeting to membrane; peptidyl-L-cysteine S-palmitoylation
Cellular component (GO): Golgi apparatus; endoplasmic reticulum
Molecular function (GO): protein-cysteine S-palmitoyltransferase activity
Source: RefSeq, a predicted model, not a curated record